GCAGGCGUUGUUGCUCUCUUUUCCUCUCCUGGUUCCUGCCACACCUGACGCCUGCGCAAUAAGACAACUGGGUGUAUUGUGGCGGCCGUCGGAGCAGAUAGCGGUCGAGGCGCGUGCCGCUGGGUCGUUACAGCGAGACGCAGGUGGUCCUCAGGCCGGCGGCGCGGGUUAGCCUUGGUUCCCGGGACCCAGCGUCUUUGAGCAGCUACCAUGUCGAUCUUCACCCCCACCAACCAGAUCCGCCUAACCAACGUGGCCGUGGUACGGAUGAAGCGCGCCGGGAAGCGCUUCGAAAUCGCCUGCUACAAAAACAAAGUCGUCGGCUGGCGGAGUGGCGUGGAAAAAGACCUUGAUGAAGUUCUACAGACCCACUCAGUGUUUGUAAACGUUUCUAAAGGUCAGGUUGCAAAGAAGGAAGAUCUGAUCAGUGCAUUUGGAACAGACGACCAGACGGAAAUCUGUAAGCAGAUUUUGACUAAAGGAGAGGUUCAAGUGUCAGAUAAAGAACGGCAUACGCAGCUGGAGCAGAUGUUCAGGGACAUUGCAACUAUUGUAGCUGAGAAGUGUGUGAACCCUGAAACAAAGAGACCAUACACUGUUAUCCUUAUUGAGAGAGCUAUGAAGGACAUCCACUAUUCGGUCAAAACCAGUAAGAGUACCAAACAGCAGGCUUUGGAGGUGAUAAAGCAGUUAAAGGAGAAAAUGCAGAUUGAACGUGCUCACAUGAGACUCCGGUUCCUUCUUCCAGUGAAUGAAGGGAAGAAGCUGAAAGAAAAGCUCAAGCCACUGAUCAAAGUCAUAGAGAGUGAAGACUACGGUCAGCAGUUAGAAAUUGUGUGUCUGAUUGACCCGGGCUGCUUCCGAGAAAUCGAUGAGCUAAUAAAAAAGGAGACAAAAGGCAAAGGUUCUUUGGAAGUACUCAACUUGAAAGAUGUGGAAGAAGGAGAUGAGAAAUUUGAAUAACAUCCGUCAAGCGCUUCAGCUCUAAAACACUAAAGCAUUUUCUUUUCCCACAGUCCUCUCUUCUUUCUGUGGUCUGCCAAAUACUUGCUCAAACUAUUUGACAUUUUCGAUCUUUGUGGUAAUGUGUACACAAAGAGACUCCUAAUACGUAUUACACUGUGGGAGGAUUCAUUCAGUUUUAAUCAUAAAGUGGGGUUUUAGGCAAAAAUGAAAAAUCCAAGAUACAGAGGGCAGAGUAGCUUUUUGCUGCUGUGUCAUGCCUUGUGCUUGGCAGCAUGCAAGUUACCUGAGGCAGGUCUUGUGGGUAAAAAGUUAAACUCUGUACAUUAUAAUAAGAUAAAUGGAGGAGGAUAUGAUAAAUAGUGUUUGCUGAAGAAAACAUAAUGUCUUAACGGAAUGUGUGGCCUAAUACAUAGUUUGGAUGAUGACUUCCUGAUUAUCUGAAAGCUAGCUCUGUGACCACUGCAGGACUAAAGUAAUAUUCAUUGAACGCGCUGCCGUAACCUAGAUUAUUCUCACUAAAAAAUAGUCAUUUGUUUCUAAUCCUUAAAGUUUAUAAUACAUAAUAUAGCGGAAUUAUUAUGUGCAAUCAAUAAAACCACUCUUUAUUUUUAUUAAACUGUGGCUUGUAUUUCUAGACAGCUUCCAAGCCCCCUUCCUUUUCUCUGCCUUUUGUCGGCUAGGGUUGGAGAAUUCUCGGCAGGAUGAAAUAAAUCCUAUGAGGAGUGGUUAGAGCCGGGCCUGUCCUGAUGGACACCUGAUAAAUCUUAGUUAUUUGGGAAGUAAUUGAAUAAAAUUUUUUUGUACUUAAACACUUAAA
This is a messenger RNA of Callorhinus ursinus (northern fur seal), 1783 nucleotides long. It is a transcript of the gene SBDS, whose product is annotated as SBDS ribosome maturation factor. Gene Ontology annotation, biological process: ribosome biogenesis; cytosolic ribosome assembly. NCBI's taxonomy places the organism in Eukaryota, Metazoa, Chordata, Mammalia, Carnivora, Otariidae. The record is from RefSeq and is a predicted model, not a curated record.